Molecule: messenger RNA, 1135 nt
Organism: Corythoichthys intestinalis (scribbled pipefish)
Lineage: Eukaryota; Metazoa; Chordata; Actinopteri; Syngnathiformes; Syngnathidae
Gene: morn5
Product: MORN repeat containing 5
Exons: 7
Coding region: 214-756 (180 amino acids)
Source: RefSeq, a predicted model, not a curated record
UUCCAGUAAAUAAUUUGUACGUCUGGUUUUGGUCAAACCUGACAGUUUAUAUUUUUUUGUAAAUUAAAAAGGUGUAGAAGAAACUUUUUUGACACAACAUUUACGCAAACCCAAUCUUUUUCAUGGAUACUAUGUUGCCAUGUAUUAAGAGGAGCUGAACAUACCUUUUGCCAUACCUUUUGAAUCUUUGCUGUUUGAAGUUCAGAAAAAAAAAUGGAGCUUACUGGAAGCAGUUAUCAGGGCCCAACUCUAAAUGCCAGGAUGGAAGGAGAAGGGGAAUAUACAUUCCCGUCAGAAACUAAGUACAUAGGGGAGAUGAAAGACGGGAUGUUCCAUGGGUCAGGUGUGCUCCACUUUCCAAAUGGAAGUAAAUACGAGGCCACCUGGGAGAAUGGCAUUGCAACCCAAGGAUCAUUCACCUUUGAUGAUGGCCUGCCGUACCAGGAGAAAAACUGGGAUUACUGUGACGGUCACGACAGACGUUUCUAUACCGAGAGAUGCAACGGCCUACGCCCAGCAGGUGAAUCUCAGCUUACUGACCUGCAUCCUCCACGUGUCAUUCCUGAAGGCUGUUAUGACUGCGGAGAUGGUUUCUAUGAUCCUACUACUAGAACCAUCACCUCUUAUGAUGAUGUUUUCUUAAGAACUGCAGAUGACUCAGAACAUGAGUGGAUAGUGCAAACCUGUCGAGUGGCAGAGGAUCCAAAUCCUGAGUCCUUCUUAGAUGACGACUCCUGUUCUUCACAGGUGGAAUAAGCAUUGAAACCGUCGCCAUAAUCUGCAAUUGUGAAUGAGGCCUUCCAACACAACAGGGUUUUGUUGCCGACCGUGAGUCAUUAUGUACGGUGAGGGAUUCUCAUUUUGCUGGAUUUCCAAUGUCUCGCUGACCACAUCCCCUUACCGUUAAGCCGCUGUGAUAAAUCCCCCAUUCAAACCAGACUUCAGUCUUUCUUCUUGGGUCACUUCAACUCUCGGAAUGAUUCCAGUUGUAUGAUGCUGUGAUGCUAACACAAAAAAACCCACCAUACACUUUUAGGUGGAAUCCACAGAAAAACUCAAGAGUUGUUUGUCCUCUGGAUUGACACCCGCUCGACCUCACGGUUGUUCUGAGGGCGUCAGUGAUUGGAGGUCAAGA